Messenger RNA from Pyrus x bretschneideri (Chinese white pear), 1475 nucleotides. RefSeq names its product pathogenesis-related genes transcriptional activator PTI6. The transcript has a single exon. Gene Ontology annotation, molecular function: DNA-binding transcription factor activity; DNA binding. Bases 277 to 1101 code for a protein of 274 amino acids. NCBI's taxonomy places the organism in Eukaryota, Viridiplantae, Streptophyta, Magnoliopsida, Rosales, Rosaceae. Gene Ontology annotation, biological process: regulation of DNA-templated transcription. The record is from RefSeq and is a predicted model, not a curated record.
CUGCCAAAAGCUUCCUUACAGCUCCCCUUUGCAGGUCCUCCCUCUUCUCUUUUGCUAUUUCUUCUUCCUUCCACUCCAUAAAGCUUCUCACUUUUACCCUCCCCCUCCCACUCUCCCCCCUCUAUCUCUCUCUAAAUCUCAACCUUCUACACAUUCAAAUCCUCACUCACUUCAGCUCAGUGGUACUAAUUUUUCUACACGCUCUCGCCGUCGAUUCUUGAUGUUGCUUCAGACCAAACCCAAAUCGCCGAUUUCAGUUCUUCUGCCUCAAAAUCCAUGACAACCUUCCAACCCAUCUCGUCCGUACACUCAACGGUCAAAUUUUCAGAGCAAAUAACCACCGUGACAAAACCCAUGAUCCAGGAACCCGAUAACCCGACUCGUAUCCCGCCAAAGCUCGUCCGGAUCAUACUUACGGAUGCCGACGCCACCGACUCCUCCAGCGACGACGAAGACAGAAGCGUGCGCAGAGUCAAACGACAUGUUAGACAGAUCAGCCUAGAGCACUCCUCGCCUUCCUCUUCCUCUCCUUCAUCUUCGUCGUUGGUUUCUUCGGGUCAGUCAAAGCGGGCGAGGAAAGACUCGCGACCCGGAUCGAAGUCACCGGAAACGGCCGCGGAUCUCCUGAAAAAGUUUAGAGGUGUCCGGCGGAGGCCUUGGGGUCGCUGGGCCGCGGAGAUCCGAGACCCGACCCGAAGAAAACGGAUCUGGCUCGGGACCUUCGACACGGCGGAGGAAGCCGCCACUGUUUACGACAGAGCUGCCAUCUUGCUCAAGGGUCCUGACGCCGUCACCAACUUUUCUAACGCCGUUAUAAAGGAGGAAACAGUCGUUGGCGAUUUGACGGCCCCAGCUGCGGAGCAGGGAUGUGGGUGUGUAACUCCCUCGUCCAGCGAGGCUCUCUCGUCGCCUACUUCAGUUCUUCGUUACGGUGACCAAACGCCGUUUGAUGGUUUAAGUUACGGAUACGCCGACGCCUUCGAAUUUGAUUUCGGCUUGCCGUUGAGCUUGCCGGAUAUCAUGUUGUCAAGUAACAGCUUUGCACGCGACGAGUUCGGCGAGUUUGAUGUAGACGAUUUCUUGGCUGACGUCGUAUGUUGAAUCCAACAGUAUUAUACACGUGUUGACUCCAGUUGAGGCACGUGGAUGUUAGAGGAGUAUUUUGUAAUUUCACUUGCUACUGUGUUGCAAGUUGCAAGUGAAGUGUUAAACUUUGCGAAUUUGCGAGUUGCAAGUUGCAAUUGAAGUGAGUUUUGUUACGUGGCACAAGCAGUACUUGGAAUACCGAUAAUACCCUAGGGAGUGUGAGAUACGAGGAGUAUGAGUAAAGCCGAUUCUAAUAUAUACGGCGAUUUUGUGAGAACCCUUUUGUACUUUUCUUUUAAUUUUAAAUUAUUGGUGUUUAAUUGUAAUUAAACACGGAUUAUUAUAAAUUUUUAUUUGUAUUGUCAAUGAGAAUAAAAGUCUUUUUCUUA